UAUAAACGAAAAACGUCAUGUAAUUUUAGAUUCAUGAUUUAAUGUUUUCAUGUAAAUUUUGACUUCAUUUCAAUGUUUUAUGUCGAUUUUGAAUUUCAAAUAGGUGCAUAGCGUAAACAAAUUCUUAUUAUGCCACGAGAAAAGAGUCGAUAUCGGGAAAAACGUAGUUCGUCCUGCAGUUCUGAAGAAUCAUAUGAAAGAAAAAAAACUAAAUCCAAACAUAAAAGACGUUCACGUACACGAGAUCGUUCGGAGUCUAGCAGUCAUAGAAGAAAGCGUUCGACUUCACGAUCAAAAUACAAACGCCGAAGCUAUUCCCGUAGUGUUUCGAAGGAGCGUUACGAGACAAAGUCUAGGAGACGAUCUUCGUCUCGAUCCAAAGCGAAACGCUCGAAACGAUCUCUGUCUAGAGACUAUUCCCGCUCAAGAUCAAGUUCUCGGAGUAGAUCUAAAUAUAGCAAAAGUAGUAAAAAACAUAAGAGAUCACUGUCAUCAAGCAGUCGAAGCUCUUAUGAAUCAGAUCACCAAGUAACCUCAAGAAGACCAAACCUAGAUGAUACAGAGAUAAAAGUAGAAAAGGCAAUCAAAGCAGCAGAAGCAGUUGGUUUGACCAUGACAAAGAUACCAAAUUAUGACUAUAAAGAUAUAGAAAUUAAAGAGGACAUGCCAACAAUACAUGAUAGAAAUUUAAUAGCGGAAUUAAACAGUGAUAGUUUUGUUCCAAAGUCAUUUUCAUCAUCGAGAAAUAAAAAGCAAUCCCAGAACAUUGUAAUAGAUUUGAAUUCAGAAACGGUUAAAGUCCCAGAAUUGGAUAUUAAAUUGAACAAUGACGAUUCAAUUAUAAAUUUUGAUGAAAUACCAAGUGAAGAAGAGCGUAAAGAAAUGUGGGUGAAAAAACUUUACCAGUAUAGGAAAAAAAUGCUUAAAGGCGAAAUUUAGAGUUCAAGAUUAUGUGUAUUUUACAUAAAAUAUGUAAAAUACUCUUUUUGUCAGUUAUGCAUUUUAAAACUCAAGUGGGGUAAAAAAUUACAAACAAUAUUUAAUAAAUAAAUUAUAUUUUUGGUUUAUGUUUU
Molecule: messenger RNA, 1073 nt
Organism: Papilio polytes (common Mormon)
Lineage: Eukaryota; Metazoa; Arthropoda; Insecta; Lepidoptera; Papilionidae
Product: luc7-like protein 3
Exons: 3
Coding region: 130-939 (269 amino acids)
Source: RefSeq, a predicted model, not a curated record